Pieris rapae (cabbage white) is the source of this 1670-nucleotide messenger RNA. RefSeq names its product transcription factor SOX-14. The transcript is spliced from 3 exons. NCBI's taxonomy places the organism in Eukaryota, Metazoa, Arthropoda, Insecta, Lepidoptera, Pieridae. The record is from RefSeq and is a predicted model, not a curated record. Bases 122 to 796 code for a protein of 224 amino acids. Gene Ontology annotation, molecular function: DNA-binding transcription factor activity, RNA polymerase II-specific; RNA polymerase II cis-regulatory region sequence-specific DNA binding. Gene Ontology annotation, biological process: cell differentiation; anatomical structure morphogenesis; regulation of DNA-templated transcription.
AAGCGCCGCAUUGAGCUUUUGGAAGCUUUUCGCGCGGGAACCGAAACAUUCAAACAUUUAAUUCGAAAUUCAAAUAUCGUGUAAUAUGGACUUUAUGUGUUGAAUUUAAUUAAAAAUUAAAAUGAAUAUGUCGCUGGGGAAACAACCUACGGACCAUAUUAAAAGGCCCAUGAACGCCUUCAUGGUCUGGUCCAGGGGUCAGAGGCGGAAAAUGGCACAGGAUAACCCGAAAAUGCAUAAUUCUGAAAUUUCUAAGCGGCUGGGUGCUGAGUGGAAGUUGCUUUCUGAAAUGGAAAAACGACCUUUUAUCGACGAAGCGAAACGAUUGAGAGCCCUUCAUAUGAAAGAACAUCCAGAUUACAAAUACAGACCUCGCCGGAAACCAAAGGCUCUUGUGAAGAAAGAACCCAAAUUCGGUUUCAAUAUCUCCGGUCUAAUGGCCCCAGUCCCUCGUCUGGUCACACCGCUCCCACAGCCAGUACCACAAUUGCCCGUUCCCCAUCACUUUGACAAGCCAGACCUUGGAAGACUGUUCCCACCACUGCCAUAUCCGUUUUAUCCCUUUGCGAAGUUACCGGAUGACGGGAAAUUGGCUGCAGAACUCGCACACUUACAGUCCAAUUAUUUCCAGGCCCUUUACGGUGGUGCGCUGUACAGCAGUGCACUAUACAAUAGUGCAUUAUCGCCUUGCGGAUGUCCGCCACGAAGGACGCCGUCACCACCACCCGACGUAAAGCGCCCGGUGGCUUACAUCCUCAUGAAGAGUGACGAGGAACCUCCUCAGCAUGUUAUAUGAAGGCCGGUUGCCCUCCCAGCGCGACCUUACCAGCACUGGGAGAGGCCGUCCACUUCGACAGAGAGAGAUAGCAGCACUCCUGACAGUGUUUAAAGUGACUUUCUAGAACAGUUUUCGUUUUAUGAACCUGCGUCGCCGUUGUAGUCUUUAAUAAAUUAAUGUAUAAAUAUGGCAUGUAUGCAAACAUUUAUCCUGUAUAAAUACAUAUGUAAUAAGUCUUAACUGAAGUAGGAAAAACAAGAAAAUUAAAGCGAAGCAAUGUGUAAGAAACAAAUUUAUUUUUCAUGUUAGGAAAUUCAAGAAUGCUACCCCAUAUAGAACAUUUACGCACACUGCUAUGGAAAGCCCUCGCACACAAAUAUAACACAUUAUAUAUCUAAUAAUUGUUAGUUACGCUAAAAUUAUCUUAGAGAAGCUCUCGAUUUAAGAAAGACUGAUAAAUUUAUUUUUACCGUAUCGUAACAACCUCUGUUAUGCAAAAUUUUAAUUUUGUUGCGUUAUUUCAAUAUUAUCUUGUGAGUUUAAGUUAACAGGUAAACUUCGUUCGUUUUAAAAUUUUAUAACCAUACUCUGAGACAUUCAUUAAAAGUUAACGGGUACUUAAGGUACAUAUUAAUCAUUUUGUAAAUUAUUAAAGAUACCUAAUAUAUAAUAAGAGUAAUUUCAAUGGACGACUCAGAGUAGAGAAAUCGAUUUAUAUGACGUUGGCCACACAUUUUUAUAUAAGCCGAAAUUUGUUAUAUAGUCUUCUUUAUUUAGAAUUGAUUGUAAAUAAAUAGUAAUUAACUGUGUAGACUUGACGCAAUACUAUCGAAAUGUAGACCCUUAAGAACUAAAUCUUAUUUAACUAUUAACUUUUCUGUUAAAUUAUGUU